This is a messenger RNA of Daphnia pulex (common water flea), 787 nucleotides long. Its product is annotated as NPC intracellular cholesterol transporter 2 homolog a-like. The record is from RefSeq and is a predicted model, not a curated record. The coding region runs from base 16 to 684 and encodes 222 amino acids. NCBI's taxonomy places the organism in Eukaryota, Metazoa, Arthropoda, Branchiopoda, Diplostraca, Daphniidae. The transcript is spliced from 8 exons. Gene Ontology annotation, biological process: intracellular cholesterol transport. Gene Ontology annotation, molecular function: sterol binding.
UUCGAUUCUUUAUCAAUGGCGGAAGUUUUUGAAAUAUUGUACUUAAUCUCCUCGUACUGUACCACGCCCGCCCAUUGGCCAUGGCGUCCAACAGUCGAAAAAGUGGAGCAGUUGUACAAACUUGGCAUUGAUCAUUGUUGCUGCAGACAGAAAAAUGUUGAGCCAAAUUGUUCAAUUCUUAACGUUGGGCAAAGUGGCUUUCACUCUCUGUCGACCACUUGUUCUCCCAAAAUGACUGCUGUGAAAUCACUCGCCGUUCUCGUUCUUGCCUCUGUUGUGUUGGCAACUCAUGCCUUGAUUUUCAAAGAUUGUGGAUCGGUUUAUGGGAAAGUUCGGUCAGUGGCAGUUUCUGGUUGUGAAACGAGCAACACAUGUAUACUUAAAUCUGGUUCCAGUGCCAACUUUACAGUUGUGUUCACUUCGUUGGAAGAUACUGAUACAACCAAGGCUAGCGUCCAUGGUAUUAUUGCAGGAAUUCCUAUGCCUUUCCCUCUACCACAGAGUGAUGCUUGUCAAAAUUCUGGUUUGGUCUGCCCCUUAAGUAAUGGACAAAACUAUACUUACACAGCAUCCAUUCCAAUCAGUCCUGCUUACCCUAAGAUCAAAGUACUAGUCAAAUGGGAGCUUCAAGAAGUUCAUGGGAAAGAUUUAUUCUGUAUUGAGAUCCCUGCCGCAAUCUUGUAAGCGGACUCAAAACAUACCUUACUUUAUUCUGUUAAUUUGUGUUCUAAAAGUGUUUGUAAUCCAAUAAAAAAAACAGUGAAAUAUAAAAUGUCGGCGAAACGUA